Molecule: messenger RNA, 1053 nt
Organism: Hymenoscyphus albidus
Lineage: Eukaryota; Fungi; Ascomycota; Leotiomycetes; Helotiales; Helotiaceae
Source: the annotation of a GenBank genome assembly
UCUCUCUUUCUACCUACCUAUAUAUUCUAUAUAUAUGAACCUUUUUAUAUUUGCGAAAGCCCCAAUUCAACUGAGCUCCACCUACUAUCGUAACAAACUACCUGUACUCACCCCCGCCGAUUUCAACUAACAAAACCCCGCUUCCCGAACCAUAUCCGGACGUCGCCGUCGCGGGGCAACUUCAUCUGCGUACCAUCCUCUCCCACCAUCACCACCACCACCAUCAACAAAACGACACAAUACGCAUCCCAAUUCAUUCCCACCGCCUUCGCAGAUAUGCCAUCCUCCGACAUAGCCCACGAAUUCGAUACGAUAGAAGACACAAUCACAGCCUUCAGUCCGUUCCCUCAACGCCCCUCUAUCAACCUACUUUCAAUCGUACUUUCACAAGCAUGCCACUAACACAAUCCCCCAGAAAAUGGCGAGUUCAUCGUAGUCCUCGACUCCCUCUCCCGCGAAAACGAAGGCGAUCUCAUUAUAGCCGCUGAAUCUCUGACGCCUCAGAGAAUGGCUUUCAUGAUCCACCACACAUCGGGUCUAAUUUGCGCCCCAAUCCUCCCCUCUCUCUGCAAAAAGCUUCAGCUACCACAAAUGGUCACCACGAAUGAAGAUCCGAAUCUCACAGCCUAUACCAUCUCCAUAGAUGCUUCUUCUCCUCUGACCACCACUGGCAUUUCCGCGCAUGACCGCAGUUUAACCUGCACGACACUCGCAAAACCCGAUGUCCAAGUAUCCGAUUUCAGAAGGCCCGGUCAUGUAUUUCCAUUGAUGGCAAAGGAAGGCGGCAUAAGACAGAGAAGAGGACACACCGAGGCCGCGACAGAGUUUUGUAGAUUGGCUGGGAUGAGAGAGGUGGGUGUGAUCAGUGAACUUGUCGAAGCCGGAGGGGAAGUUGCGGGGAGGGCGGAAAGGACCGAGACUAGUAUGAUGAGAAGAGAUGGGUGUCUGGCUUUCGGGAAAAAGUUUGGGUUAAAGGUCUGCACAAUCGAGGAUCUGGUGGAAUAUGUGGAGAAGAGGGAGGGGAAGUUAGCUUUGAAGAAUGGGGGCUCAUAG